CAGAAAGAUAUGCUGAGAAAGAAUGUUAGUAUAAACGCCAUGUUUUUCUGGCUAUGAAUAAGUAUGAUAUAUCAAAGUUCCGGAGUUACAGACGGAUGUCAGCUUGCGUGAUGAUGCCUGGGUAAAUAUUCUGUCAAUCAGGAACGCAACUCAUGAAACUGAGUUCACAAGCGGAAGAUCGUGAAAGGUUCAAAAUGGAUGUCCUAGAUCUUCCCCCAAGAAGCUUAGGUCUGGUUAUCCUCGAAUGCAGCAUUUGUCUUUUGUUAAAUAUCGGUAGUUUAGUCGGUAAUGGCUUGCUUUGUGCAGCAGUCUACCGCAAUCCAAGACUCAGAUCCACGACCAACUUAUACAUCAUUGCCUUAUCUGUCGGAGACCUCAUUUGCGCCGUUCUUGAAAUGCCGUUUACCUUUUGGACAUUAGUCGUGGGAAGAUGGGCCCUUGGUGACGGGAUGUGCCAAGUUCACGGUUUUGUCGACGUUUUCUCAACUUACUGUCCUCCGGCAACAAUGGGUCUUACAGCCUUCAACAGGUACAUCCGAAUCGUCAAGACUAAUCAUUACAGGAAAAUCUUUUCUCCAUGGCGUUCCAAGAUAUGGUUAACGGCUGUCUGGGUUUCGCUAGCGGGGUAUCUUCUCGUUGCGCGCAUAACGAACUGGCAGAGGUAUGGGUUUGUGGUUGGUUUUGCCGCCUGUAGUGUUAAACAUUACACGGAAAACAGGAAGUUAGUACAUUACGUUCUCAUUGUCUGCGUGUAUUUUGGCGUGCCAUUUUUAGUAGCCAUUUUUUCAUAUUGCAACGUGUUCAGGUCAAUACGAAGACAUAACGUGGAAGUUGCACCAAAUCUUCAUAACACCCAGGAAGCUGCACAGACCAGAAUCUCAAUCCAAGAGAUAAAAAUAAGCAAAUCCAUCGCCUGUGUUUUUGCUGGUUUCUUUCUUUGCUGGAUACCAAUGUGGAGUUUGUCUCUUCUCAAUCGAUUCUACCCAACACCAGUUCCCAGAGUGGUGCCAUUGUUGGUGAUAUUUUUCGUGUUUUUAAGUAGUUUCAUCAACCCCCUUAUUUACGCGGCCACAAAUAAUGGAUUUAGACAAGAGUUUCGCAAAAUGCUGUCUUGUCGUCGGCAACGAAGGCAAAUUGUCCCGAGACAAAAAAGAGCUGGGGCAAUCGUGGAGAACAUUGAACUACAUGAGCAUGCAGAUGUCUGCAGAAAUGUCACGUAUAUGGCCAUUUUAAAGAUGAGUGCGAACGGAAGUAUUCUUUAG
This is a messenger RNA of Pocillopora verrucosa, 1262 nucleotides long. RefSeq names its product melatonin receptor type 1A-like. Gene Ontology annotation, biological process: cellular response to light stimulus; phototransduction; G protein-coupled receptor signaling pathway. Gene Ontology annotation, cellular component: plasma membrane. Gene Ontology annotation, molecular function: G protein-coupled photoreceptor activity. The record is from RefSeq and is a predicted model, not a curated record. Lineage: Eukaryota; Metazoa; Cnidaria; Anthozoa; Scleractinia; Pocilloporidae.